GCAGGUCUGGCAGCAUCUGCGCAGAGAAAUCAGAGGUUAACGUUUCGGGUCCACUGACCCUUCCUCAGAGGUGUUGAGGGAAGAAAUGAAUUACUCGGUUUUCCUUAAUCCCACGAGUAUUUACGCUAAAACUGAACAGCACGAGUUGCAAUAGGAUGUACGGGGCGGGAGGAGGGUGAUAAUCUCAGCACAUUCAUUGCAGACGGUUUAUCUUUUUUUAAAUCUCUAACUGACCUCCCCCUUCUUAUUGUCUGGCGGCGGCCUGGGUUGCCAUGGUGAGAGCCCAGGGAGUGGGCGCGCGAGCAGUGUAUCGCUGGGCUCGCGGUGCCGCGUCCCUGAGCCGAGCUCAGUGCAAUGCCAGGCUAGUGCUGGGCAUCGAAACCAGCUGCGAUGACACGGGAGCGGCGGUAGUGGACGAAACAGGCAAAAUCUUGGGAGAAGCCCUAUAUUCUCAGAAAGGAACUCAUCUCAAGGCAGGUGGUAUAAUUCCAACCGUCGCUCAAAAGCUACACAAAGAACAGAUUGAAAAUGUGGUGCAAGAAGCAAUAGAUAAGAGUGGUGUCUCUCCUAAUGAAUUGACAGCAAUAGCAACUACCAUAAAACCGGGACUUGCGUUAAGCUUGAAAGUGGGCGUAGAGUACAGCUUAAAACUAAUAGAACAAUAUAACAAACCCUUUAUCCCUAUUCAUCACAUGGAGGCACAUGCACUAACUGUUAGAAUGCUGCACAAGGUGGAAUUUCCCUUCCUGGUCCUUUUGGUUUCUGGUGGACACAGUUUGCUGGCUGUUGCCCGUGGAAUUUCUGACUUCCUUCUUCUUGGACAAACUUUGGAUGAAGCGCCUGGAGAUACAUUAGACAAGGUUGCACGGAGAUUGUCCCUCAAAAAUCACCCAGCAUGUCAUACAAUGAGUGGAGGUGAAGCCAUUGAAUAUUUGGCCAAAAUGGGAAACAGGAUGCAGUUUGAAUUAACGCAGCCUAUGAGCCAGCAUCCAGACUGUGAUUUUUCCUUUGCUGGUCUGCGCAAUCAAGUCAAUCAAAUAAUUAUCAAAAAGGAAAGGGAAGAAGGUUUCCAGAUGGGUCAGAUAUUGCCUUGUGUAAGUGACAUUGCUGCUGCGGUGCAACAUACAGUGACCGCUCACUUAGCCAAACGUACACAUCGAGCUAUUCUCUUCUGUAAGAAGGAAGGUCUGUUGCCUCAAUCAAAUCCAGCCUUGGUAGUUUCAGGGGGAGUGGCCAGUAAUGAAUACAUCAGAAAAGCACUUUCGAUAGUAACUGAAGCAAAUGGAUUCUUGCUGCAUUGCCCGCCUCCAAAACUUUGCACAGACAAUGGCAUCAUGAUUGCAUGGAACGGUAUUGAGAGACUUCGAGCAGGAAUUGAUGUUAUACAUAAUCCAAAAGAAAUUCGCUAUGAGCCCAAAGCCCCUCUGGGAGUUAAUGUUUCUGAACAAGUCAAGAGAGCUGCACUCAAAGUUCCAUAUCUAAAGCUAAAGACAUGAUUAAUUUGGCUUCUUCAUGGUUCAUCGUUUUAAGAAAUCUCACUGUGCUGGGCUUUAAAUUAAAUUCAUGCACAUUGUAUUGCACUACUUGCAUACAAAUUUAAGAACCGGUAUUGGCCAUUUGCCCAAUCAAAUCUGCUCUGCCAUUUAAUAAAAUCAUGGUUGAUCUGAUUGUAAA
Molecule: messenger RNA, 1674 nt
Organism: Chiloscyllium plagiosum (whitespotted bambooshark)
Lineage: Eukaryota; Metazoa; Chordata; Chondrichthyes; Orectolobiformes; Hemiscylliidae
Gene: osgepl1
Product: O-sialoglycoprotein endopeptidase-like 1
Biological process (GO): tRNA threonylcarbamoyladenosine modification
Cellular component (GO): mitochondrion
Source: RefSeq, a predicted model, not a curated record